Molecule: messenger RNA, 4497 nt
Organism: Lytechinus variegatus (green sea urchin)
Lineage: Eukaryota; Metazoa; Echinodermata; Echinoidea; Temnopleuroida; Toxopneustidae
Product: zinc finger CCCH domain-containing protein 3-like
Exons: 11
Coding region: 32-3442 (1136 amino acids)
Cellular component (GO): nucleus
Molecular function (GO): metal ion binding
Source: RefSeq, a predicted model, not a curated record
CGGAGUGAAGAGAAAAAAAGAUGAGAGCAAAAUGGUAAACACAGGGAGCAGGAUCAGGAAGGGUGAAAAUAGUGGGAACAAACGUGGAAGUGAACGCCAAAAGCUUGCCGAUGAAUUAUCCUUUUUGGCCGGAUUGAUAAGCAAACAUAAAGAGAAGCCUGCUGAUAAAGAGAGCAAGCAAAAUGCAUCAGGACACAUCUCAAACCAGUUCUCAUGGACCAAGGAAAGACCCAGCUCAUCAUCGUCUCCGUCCUCAACCAGCUAUACAUUUCAAAAGCAAGGUCAUAAGUCACAGACUUCUCACUAUUUUCCCUCUAAGGACAGGUUAACUUGGAAGAAACCAAAGGAAAGAUCGGAUGACCACUUGACCAGCAAGGCUAGUAGAUACAAAUAUUUUUCUAAGGAUGUGUAUAGAACUGCAAUCGAAAGGAGUGCCAAUGACAAAACUGAUGUUUUUACAAGCAAGAAGAAGCAAUCCUCAGAAUCUGGUCAACAUCCACUUCCAGGGAAAGAUGAUCAUUCAAGGAGAAGUGUUGUAUCUCAACAAGGCAGAAAAUUAAUUUCCACAGAGACCGCAAAUUCAGGAAUAUCCAAAGCAUGUCCUCCAUCAAGAGUAUCUACAUUGGUUAUGCCAGAAGGACUGGGUAAAGCAGAUUCAACAGAUCAUGGUCCUCCUGCAAGAAAAGCAACAUCACAAGAAUAUGAAUCAAGGGACAGGUCAUCAGUGUCAAACAGACAACAAAAUAAAGGGAUUGUCGUUUUACCAACAUCUAAGAAUUCAAAUACCUCAAAAUCAGGUGCCAAAAUUGAUGAGAUCUAUUGUUUAUCAGGGAAUGUAAGAAAACAAACAGUUUCUGUUAAUUCAUCUUCUGAACUUUCAGAGGCCCUGGCAAGUGAUAGCACAGCUACCAAACCGAUUAUGCCAGAGCAGUCCAACAGAAUUGACCUUCAUGAGAAGCAGCAAGGAGAGCGUCAAAGUGCUAAGGUUCUUGCCACUCUGUCCAAGGAAUUGGACAAAUGCCUUGUGGAUAUUGCUCGAUUAAAAGAAACCAGAACUCGCACAAAUGAAGGCAAAGCUAAAUCCACUGCUGGCACCAGAAAGCCACCAUGUGUCAAUGUUAGGGAUACAAAAACUGAAAACACUGCUGCACUGGCUGAUAGCCAGGCAUUUAGAAGUAAUCAAGAAUGUAAACUGAAAUUAAGCAGUACCGAAGACAGAUGGAGGGAAUCAAAACUUGAAGAGAGCGCAGCUGGAACUGAAUGUGGUGCUUUACCAAGAAGAAGUGAUUAUAAAUGGUUGGCUCCAAAGGUUAAUUCAGCAAAGGCAUCUACUAGCAAUAUAGGGAAUACUAACAAAGAAAAAGCACAGGGAACAGACAAUCUAUUGAAGAAAAAAUGGAUGCCUGAUGGAAUUCUGGCAGGGAUAGGGAUGAAAGAGGGAUUAAAGCCUUUGGUGCAAAGAAAAUCUAUUUCCCCUCGGAUGAAAAUCAUUAGAACUAAGUACAAAAUGAAGAAGCAAUUGUCACCCGAAUUGUCUUCAUCUGUAAUUUCUAGACAUAAAGUUGAUCACAGGAAAGCUGUCAGUACAUCUGCGCCAAAGUUAGCAGAGCAAACUGAUGUACCCAAAAGCAAUGUGAGGAUAAGUAGGUAUAAGCUUGUUAAGGCAUCUUCACAUCCUGGAAUGCUUUCCCCAACGCAACCUGAAAUGUCUUCAUUAUCUCCACGCAAACCACAUGUUGCUAUCAACUCGAGAUACAAAAAGGUCAAGGGUCAUCCGCCUGCAUUGGAAAGUCCAAAAAAGUCUGCCAUAGUGAUCCCUCACCAUUCACAGCUAAAACUGAACAGGAUGAAAGCAAAAUCCAGUCAAAAGAACACAACAAAGAGAGCCCUGACUUCAACUUCAAACAGAAAGCAGUCAAAGCAUAAGAUAGAUCGUCGACCGAGAGGGACCGCAGUGGUUAGGAGUCGGUUCAAGAUGCGUAAGGUUUCCAGCAGGACUCCCCGGAAGAUGCCCCCUAAGCAGUCACCAAGCUCAUCCCCUUUCAAGUGGCAAGCAAAGAAAGCAACUCCUUCUAAACCUGCCACUCCAGAUACCUUCAUGCGCAGGAGAAUGCAUUUUGUCCUUACACACACUCCGGUCUUACUCCGCACCCGCUUCCGUCUCGUCAACUCUCAACACAACAACUCAACGGCAGUGACAGGGCACAGCCCAAAGCAACCACUUCUCAAGAAAACCAGGACCAAGCUCAUCAGAAAAUCAGCAUCAGCUCCUUCCAGCCCCUCUCAGAAGCAUCCAAGACCUCGGUUGGUCAUAGCUAAAGGGGUCCAUUACCAUCAGAGCAAGUCAGGGAAGAGUCUCAGGAGAAUAUCGGGCUCUUCCCCUGCUGUCUUAGCAUCAUCAUCCCACAGAUCAACAGCAACGUCGAGGUUAAGACAGGGCUCCCUCUCUAGGUCAUGGACUGCCAGUAUGCACAGAUGGUCUCAGAGGCAGAGUGCAGUGAGGGUAUCCAGCACACAGUGGGUUGCGAAUCGUGUCCUUCGACGGACAAUACAGGAGAAGAUCCAGAGAGGCAACAAGAAUCUGAAGAGGGAGCCGUACUGCAAGUUCUACAAUCGCUAUGGCAGAUGUCACAGAGGAGACAAGUGCCCUUACAUUCAUGACCCAGACAAGAUUGCUGUCUGCACACAAUUCUUGAGAGGAACCUGUAAGAAGACCGAUGGUUCUUGUCCCUUCUCCCAUAAGGUCUCCAAGGAUAAGAUGCCAGUAUGCGUGUACUUCUUGAAAGGGAUCUGUAACCGUGAUAACUGCCCCUACUCCCAUGUCAAGGUCAGUAAGAAGGCAGAGGUGUGUCAGGAAUUUCUUCAUGGCUACUGCCCUCGUGGGGCCAAGUGUAAAAAGAAACACACUCUGGAUUGUGCAGAGUUUAAUGAGACUGGGCAGUGCACACUUGGAAAUAAAUGUCCCCUCUGGCAUCGAAAGCGUAAGAUGAAGAAUGAAGGAAGAAAAGGAGUAAAAAGAAGAGCAAGUGAGGGAGAUAAAGUCACUUCAAAGAGGUCAAAUACUACACAAGACAAGCCCAUAAGCAAGCCUGAAGCAGAUGCAGUCCUCGUAGAAUAUGUCUCCAGCACUGCAGAUGAUGGUGAUGAUGUUGACACUCCUGAGGCCGACUCUGAAAGUGGAAGUAUGCCCUCUUUCAUUGCACUGGAUAGCGAUUCUUAUCAAUCCACUCCUGAGUACUCAACCUUCAAGAAAACCUCGCCCUCAGGAGACGGUGGACGACCAGCCUUGAAGAUUCGCCCCCUCUUUGCUCCAUCCAUGGGAGCUUCCACCUCGCGUCAAGGCCAACGCAGGGACAGCAGCUCCUUCAGCUCAUCCCUGCAAAAGACUUCUGUAACCAUGGCAACAGGAUGCUCUUCAGAGGAAGAGGGCGCUCACCCCUAGUGCGACCGACCUAGGCGGAGUUCACAACCCCUGCUUCCUCUCAAGAGAGAGUACAUCUUGGGAGUUAAGAAAGGGGAGAGGGUGUUGGUUUAGAACCAGGAAUGGAAGUGGCCUUUGACCUUGAUGAAGCAAUAGAUGGACCAACUUGAUAGCAGUAGUAUGGAGAGUAUGAUGUGAACUGAAGUGAAGUGCAAUCCAAUGAUAGAACCCCUCCUGAAAGAAUCUUGAAUCCAAGAAUCCAUGGAUGAACAAAGUAAGAGAAUGUCUAGCUGUCUCAUGGCAAGGGGAAAAGGGGGUGCUAUUAUACAGUCAACAAUAGAUUUUACUCCAAAUUGCUUUUGUUGUAAAUUUUACCAUUUAAAUAAUUGCACUGCAGCAUUCUCCACCGAAAAAUUUUCCUAAUCUAAGGAUUAUUAUCACAAAAAAUCCAGACAAAAAUGGGGAAAAAAAGGAUUCCUUUUAAUAAUGUAAUUUUAUAAACUUAGAAUUGUACCUUUCUUUUCUUUUUUGUUGAAAUUCUCACUCAUUCUUCGGGGGGGGGUCAACUAAAUUUACAACUCAAAAAUUGUGUAUAAAACAAGGUAGCUUUUGCUGAUUGGGGCAGGGUAUGCAUGUGAUGCAUUCUAAAGAUGUCGAAAACACAACAAAAUGUUUAUGUUCCGAAAGUAUAAGAAAAACUGAGGAAAGAGCUACAGGCCCCCGUUGUAUUUUUUUCAGUCGCAUCAUGUUGCUAGGGUAUCCUAUUUCCAGAAAUAGUUUUGGAUAUGGUGCAACUAUAAAAGCUUGAUCAGGUAAAAAAGGGUCUGAAAGAGAUCUGCUAGGGUAUAUUUUUCCAGUAUAAAAAGAAUUAUGAAAAUAGAAAUAAUAAUUAUAAAGAACAAGUGUCUUUAAAUUUGUUAUGGCUAUAUAUUCUCUUUGAAUGAAUGCUUCAAAUGUCAAACAACAAUGAGUUUAGGGGUGGUUUUGAUUCAUUGUGACUUUCAAUAGUUAAAUGACAAGUCCACCCCAACAAAAACUUGAUUUGAAUAAAAAGAGAAAAAUUCAACAAACAUAAC